Messenger RNA from Bufo gargarizans (Asiatic toad), 2941 nucleotides. It is a transcript of the gene DCBLD1, whose product is annotated as discoidin, CUB and LCCL domain containing 1. The record is from RefSeq and is a predicted model, not a curated record. Bases 134 to 2272 code for a protein of 712 amino acids. Lineage: Eukaryota; Metazoa; Chordata; Amphibia; Anura; Bufonidae. The transcript has 15 exons.
CAUGUGUGGGAGUACAGACCGCACGGAGGGCGCUCGGUGCGGGUCGGUUGUGCGGUUCCCCUGGAUGGAGAUCUCGGGAUAUCCAGUUCCCAGCCGGCUGCAGACCUCUGCCUAGUGGAGGAGAGUGGGCGCAAUGGCCGGGGGCAGAGUUGCGUGCCAGACCCCUCCGGUGAGCGGACUGCUGCCCCUGCUGGGACUAUGGCUGGCAGUCCCUGCCCUGCUGCUGGCGGAGACCCUGGUGGAUGGAUGUGGACACAUUGUCUGUAAUGAAGAAAGUGGAACGAUAACUUCGAAGAACUAUCCUGGCACCUAUCCCAACUACACCCAGUGCUCAGUCACAAUCCGAGUACCUGUGGGGAAAAGUCUGUACGUGAAGCUGGCAGACCUGGAUAUAGAAGCCCGAGACUGUGACUCUGCUUAUCUUAAAAUCUACAAGGGAUCAAAUGAUGAGGAAGUUGCUAGCUAUUGUGGAAACCAGAACACAGCAUCUAAAGAGCUUUAUCUGGACACCAAUGAGGUCAGGAUCCGUUUCGAGAGCAGGCUCCAUGUGUCUGGACGUGGAUUUUUAAUCAACUUUGCCAGCAGUGAUCAUCCAGAUUUGAUCACUUGCCUGGCCCGUUCCAACCACUAUAGAGAUACUGAAUACAGCAGGUUCUGUCCAGCUGGCUGUAGAGAUGUUGAAGGGGAUAUAUCGGGGGAUGUGCAAGAAGGCUAUAGAGAUACUUCAUUACUUUGCAAAGCGGCAAUUCAUGCUGGCGUUAUUGCAGAUGAACUUGGUGGUCGGAUUCAUCUCUCCCAAUACAAAGGAGCAAGUCGUUACAGAGGGGUGCUGGCCAAUGGAAUCUUCUCAAAAGAUGGCUCACUUUCAGAACGGAGAUUUGUGUUUAACAGUCUUGAUUGCAGCACUUCGCUUACUGGAGGAAAUGGAGCCGACAAAUUUUCAGCUACCUCAUCCUGGGAGUGGAGCGGUGAGACUGGUGAAGUGAUACAGUGGUCUGCUGGAAAGGCACAUCUCAACACCCCAGGCGUAUCUUGGGCAUCCAGUCAUCAGUCCGACCGUGAAUGGCUAGAAAUUGAUUUAGGAGACAAAAAGAAAAUAACUGGUAUUGUAACUACAGGAUCCACGUUGCCAAACUUUAACUUUUACGUGAAAUCUUAUAUCAUCAGCUAUAAAAGAGAUGGAUCCAAGUGGAGGACUUACAAGGGGGCAUUGAGCACUGAAGAAAAGGUGUUGGAGGGCAACUCAAACUUUGAGGAUCAUACUCGUAACAACUUAAUUCCUCCAGUUGUGGCUCGGGUUCUUCGGAUAAUACCACGGACCUGGAACCAAAGGAUAGCCAUGAAAGUGGAACUAAUGGGAUGUUCGCUUGCACAAACUCACAACUCAUCCACUCAUCCCAUGUGGAAGAAGCCGAAUGAGAAGAAUCGAAAAAAUGUUGCCAUAAAAGAAGACAAGAACAUCACUGAGCCCGUUCCUUCUGAGGAAAAUGAUUUUGGCUGGAAACUGAUAGUAAUUUUUACAACAUUGGCAGUGGUGGUGUGUGUAUUUAUAACGGUCAUCUGUAUAUGCAUAUCAAGAAGAAAACGAUUCAAAACAGACACAUACAAGACUGAAGAACAAAAUGGUGAUUGCUGGAAGCAACUCGAGCAGCCAUUCAUGAGACAGCAGUCCACAGAGUUCACUAUCAGUUACACUAGUGACAAGGAUAUUCUGCAGAAGUUUGACCUUGUCAAGUGCGACACAGAAGAUUACGAGCAGAACCUUAUGAUCGGCACGGGCACCGUCACAAGAAAGGGAUCCACCUUUAGGCCAAUGGACAACGAUAAUAAAGAUACAUUUGGAGGCCAGGAAAAAGAAAACCACUAUGACUGCCCUCUCAGAACCAAUGAUUACGCCCUGCCUCUCAGUUUUCCUGAGCCAGAGUAUGCCACCCCCAUCAUCGAGCGCCACAUAAUGAGGGACCACACGUUCUCACCAGAGUCUGGUUACAAUGUCCCGGCGGUAUCUCUGGGCCGCAAACAAUCCUUCUCUGCUGUCAGCUUUUCCAUUUCUUCCAGUGCGGAGAACAGUAGUGGAGACUACCAAACGCCUCACAGCAUACACAUUGAAGAGUGUGACUAUGAUAGGCCCAAGGUGCACAGUACAUGGGCGGUGGAGGACAGCGGUGACUAUCAGAAGCCCCAGUUCUGCACUUUAGUAGCUGAAGGCUACUCUUCACCACGGGACUGUUUAAAGCCCAUAAAUCAGACUGCAAUAACUGCCCUCUUAUGACUAGCUCCUGGGGACUAUGUGUAUAGAGAGCCCCGUAUGUGAAUGUUACUGCACAGCUGCUGAAGAGCAAUGGUGUUUACAUAGAUAUUCUAGGAUUUCCAUGGUAAAGUUCAGGAUACAUACAGUAUCUGCAGCCCAGGUUACUUAGUGAAAUAUGUGCAAUGUGUACAGAAGAUAUUUAAGAGACUUAAUCACUUUAUUAGCUCUGUACAGACUUGACGUCAUACUUGAUCUGCGUGUAGUCAAUGCGCUCCCGGCAUUGCUACACUUGACUUUACUUGGUGCUUUAGCGUUGUUCUUUUUUUUUUUUUUUCAUAAACACUGUGAAUGUUUGACAUGGAAUUCACUUUAAUUUAUAUUGCCUGUAAGACAGGAACUGAUGAGCCCGGAUCUGUUACAUGAUGGACGCCACAGACUUCUAAUGGAUCCGUCAGGUUUCCGGCAUUUGUGACUGAAUCUGUGAUUGAGGGUCCUACCUCCAACACAGACGUGAACAGAACCUUGGCUGCGGAUGGCAGCUGUGAAGUUGACUAUACCAGGUCUGAUCAUUUGGCCAACUGGAAACAUUUCACAGAAAAUCUGGGCCAUUUACAGUCAGAUUUUGUGAAAUCUUUGCAUUAAAGGGUUUCUACCACUUAGGUGUCACAUAUUUAGCUGUCAGACACUAGC